AAGAUUCUGUCAGGUUAUACACAUUACCUCUUCGAUUCAAUUAAUUCUUAAUUUGUAUAAUGUUAAAGACUGAAUAUAUUUUCAAUUAUAUAUUUAAUUAUAAUUGAAUUAGGUUUUAAGACUUGUAAUGAAUAAAGAAUCCAAGUAUUUAUUAUUUCUAAUAUGGAUAUCGUAUUUAUUGUUAGCCGCUGUGUUCACCUUUACCAGAGGUUUUCUUUUAAUGAAAAUCAGUCAAGACACUUUUUCGCAAUGUUCAAAUAUAGAACAACUCCCUUGUGAUUCAUACGAAACGUGCACGUUGAAUAAUAAAUUGCAAAGUCUUUUCAAAAAUGUGAAUACUUCUACAGAAACUUGCUUACCAAAGUCUUCAAAAGUGAUAUUAGUGAUAAUAGAUGCUUUAAAAUAUGAAUUUGUUCAAUAUACCCCAGGAUUACAGAACCCAUUAGCCUAUCAAAAUAAAUUACCGGUUAUUGAUGAGUUAUUAAGAAAGCAUCCUAAAAAUGCUCGACUCAUGGAAUUUAUAGCUGAUCCUCCAACUACUACCAUGCAAAGAUUAAAAGCUCUAACAACUGGUAGUUUACCCACUUUUGUCGAUGCAGGAUCCAAUUUUGCAGCAGCAAAGAUAUCGGAAGAUAAUUUAAUACAGCAGUUGGUCAAAAAGCAACGCAAAACAAUAUUUAUGGGUGACGAUACAUGGUCCAGUUUAUAUCCAAAUAGAUUUUCUAAAUCAUACCCAUACCCAUCAUUUGAUGUCUUUGAUCUGGACAGUGUUGAUAAUGGCAUAAAUAAACAUCUAUUACCAGAAAUUAAAAAUGAAGGGUGGGAUUUAAUAAUUGCACACUAUUUGGGUGUUGAUCAUUGUGGUCAUAAAUAUGGUCCAUUGCAUUCUGAAAUGUCCAGAAAAUUAAAAGAAAUGAAUGAAGUGAUCAGUGAUAUUGCAAAAGAAAUGGAUGACAAUACAGUAUUAUUCGUAAUUGGUGAUCAUGGAAUGACCCUUACAGGAGAUCAUGGCGGUGACAGUGAAGCUGAAGUAAAAUCGGCUUUGUUUGCUUAUACUAAAACAGAAUUUAUUCCUUCUGAAUUAGUACAUGGAAAAAAUUCAGUUAAACAAAUUGAUAUUGUUCCCACAAUAUCUGCUAUUCUUGGAAUUCCUGUACCAUUUUCCAAUCUGGGAAGCAUUAUUUUAGAUGCACUUCCUACAGUUACUGAUAGUUUACCCUAUGAAAAUUGGCAAUACUCACUGUUGUUAUUGUGGUCCAACGUAAAACAAGUAACAGACUAUAUAUUGAAUUACUCGGAUGGUUCUAAUCAAUUUCAUGAUGAUAAAAUUUCUGUCAUUCGACAAAAGUUUGAAAUUCUCAGUCACAGAGUUCUAAGUAUAAGCAAUGAAAUGGCAUUCAAGUCCUUUGCAAAAGAUGCUCAAAAUUAUAUUAGUUUAGUAAGGCAAAUGUGUGAAGAUGUUUGGGUUCAAUUUGAUUCACAGUUAAUGUCUCGUGGUCUUUGUUUGUUGAUAUUUUUAAUUUUUGCGAUUCAUAUAAUUUUUAAUGGUUUAGAAAUCUCACGUAUAUCUGAAAUUAUGGACAGUUCAUUUGUUGUUAAUGCAUACUCAUUUAUGUUGAUAACAACUUGUGUUUGUUACAUUAUUUCAUUUUUAUUCAAUGAUAUAAAUUUAGUUUUGACAAUAUUUCUUACUACUAGUGUUAUAUCAUAUGUUCUGUUUGCUAUUCUUAUUGUUCAAAAUUGGGAGGCUAUAGCAUUAAAUUUUCAUGAAGGUGCGAAAGAAUACACAUUUGCUACGCGAACGGUACGAUAUUUAUUAUUUUUGUCUAUAUGCGUCUUAUUUUCAAAUAGCUACGUUGUCGAAGAAGGACAAAUUUUAUCAUUUUUAUUAAUAACUAUUGUACUCAUCGCAAUUUACGAUGCUUGCUCUCAUAUGAAACCAGAAAAAUUAACAUUUAAUUCUAUCAGAAUGAAAUUGUUGAUACUUGGGGUUGUGUUGACGGUUUUGAUUCGUUUGUCUCAUUUCUACUUUCGGUGCAGACCUGAACAAAUGAAUUGUUCAGUAUUGGAUAUAAAAAUACUGUCUAUAGACAAAACAACUUGUAUAGUAGCUUUAAUAUCGAUGGCUCUUCUGACAACACUGACUAGAAUUUGGUUGCAACAUUGCGGAAAUUUGGUUGGUUUUAGUCCGAGUGUAUUAAUUUCGAGGUAUUGUCCUACAAUAUUAGUUGUAUUUAUUGGUGGUUUUUGGGUGUUGAAACAAAUGCCACAAAACACUAAAACUAUCCAUUUUCAAGUAGAUAUGCUGCCUCUCUCGAUUUAUGCUGUAUCAGCAAUAGCUUUGAUUCUGUACUGGGUAAGACCGUUAUGUGUUUAUCUAUUACCGAAAUCCAAACCCGCGGCUCCUUCGAUAUACGGACGGAAUAAUAUAAUACCACAGUUAUUCAAUCAUUUAAAAGUUUCUUAUCAGAAAAGUCGAACUGAUCCUAAUGAAGACGUGCCUAUAGUUUGUGGUUUAGGAACUGUUUAUAGUUCAGUUUUUAUCAAUGUCGGUUUGUUGGCCAGUUUACCUUUGGCACUGCUGCAUGGCGUAGUAUUGUCUCCAUCACUGUUAUUGCUGUUUGCCAUCUGCUUAGUCUUGGCAAGCAUUCUUGGUGUUAUGCGAUAUGAAACUGCAAAAAAUCUAGCUGAUCUCUUCAAAGUGCCUUCUGUAUCGAUAUUUGCUUGGAUGCUUUUAUCCAUGUAUUUCUUUUAUGGAACUGGACAACAGCCUGCAUUUCCUACUCUUCAAUGGGAGGCAGCCUUUGUUGGAAUGAAUGAAGGAUAUUUUUCAACACAAAAUAUUUAUGUACGCGGCUUGUUGGUUAUUUUGAAUACAUUCAGCUCGCAAAUAAUCGUCAGUUUCAUGCUGCCUCUGAUUUUAAUCGCUCCGUUCACGCUGUAUGCUAUUUUUCCUAGCUUAGGAGGCAACUCUAGAGAAAAGGAUUUAAAUCGUGGGGAACUCAAUUUAUACGAAAUGAAUGAUAAUUUUAUUGACGGCAUGUUUGUGGCUACCAGCAAAUAUAUUUUAUUCCAAGGAGUUCGUAUGUUUGCUAGUAUGUUAGCGGCUACGAUACUCUGCCGACAUUUGAUGGUGUGGAAGAUCUUUGCUCCAAAAUUUUUAUUCGAUGGAUUCAGCGUUUUGAUAACACUCGUUUUUACAGUUUUCAGUUUCAUUUUCUUACUUCGUAUAAAUUUGCAAGUCGGAAACCUUGUCAAUAAAAUAACGAAGGAAAGCUGAUAUUACUAAAAGACUAAUUAAGAAUUCACAAGUGAGCCAAUUUUAUAUUGAUUAGCAAAAUUUUAUAAGGUUAGUGCACCAUCAGCUUCAUUAAUAUAAUUCGAAACGUUAUUUCAUAAUUUUUACCUCAACACAUUCUGCUAUCGAUCAAACUAUCUAAU
Messenger RNA from Ctenocephalides felis (cat flea), 3441 nucleotides. RefSeq names its product GPI ethanolamine phosphate transferase 3 (gene PIG-O). The transcript has 8 exons. Bases 128 to 3280 code for a protein of 1050 amino acids. Gene Ontology annotation, biological process: GPI anchor biosynthetic process. Lineage: Eukaryota; Metazoa; Arthropoda; Insecta; Siphonaptera; Pulicidae. Gene Ontology annotation, cellular component: endoplasmic reticulum membrane. Gene Ontology annotation, molecular function: mannose-ethanolamine phosphotransferase activity. The record is from RefSeq and is a predicted model, not a curated record.